Messenger RNA from Phascolarctos cinereus (koala), 1138 nucleotides. The record is from RefSeq and is a predicted model, not a curated record. NCBI's taxonomy places the organism in Eukaryota, Metazoa, Chordata, Mammalia, Diprotodontia, Phascolarctidae.
CCCAGCUCCCCACUGCGAGUCCAUUUCUUCUCUGGGAGUCUGUUUCGGGAAGGUGGGAAAGUGAGAAGGAAGGUGGGAAGACGAGAAAGUGCUCCGUGGCGCCCGGAGCGCUCGUUCUCUUUAGAGCGAACACUCCUGAUAAUAGUUUUCCCAUCGGUAAUAUGGGGAUAACAAUAGCACCUACCUCCCGGUGUUACGAGAUAUUUGAAACGCACUUUGCACACGUUAAAGCGCUAUGUAAGCGUUAGCAAUUGCAAGAAGGCACUCGAGUACUCGGAGGCUCACAAAGAUACAGAGACAGUUACAAAUUCACCUAAUAAUAUUCAUUUAUAUAGGGCAUGAAAGUUUGCAACCGCUAUUAUCGCUACUGGCUCAGAAAAGAUCAGUGACUUCCCCUUGGGUCACAUAACACAGCUGCUAGGUCUGGCCCCCGAUGGAGAGUGUUGCUGUGGUAACCACCCCAAAGCCUGGACCCAAAGGCUAUGCAGAGCUGGUAAUAAGGCCCUUGUGGGUAUAUAAGGAGGGAGGCUAUAAGUACCGCCCACGAGGCUGUGGGCUCCGGGGUCUCUGCCUUCUCCAUGCUCUCUCCCGCUUGGCCUCUCCCUAUGCGGCCCUGCCCCCCAGUUGUCUGGGAGACCCUACCUUGAACCUUCAGUAUGCCUGCUCCCAGACCCUGCUGACCCAGGCAGGGACCCCAGAGGAGGAUGGAUUCUUCAACCUGCUAAGCCAUGUCCAGGGUGCUCGGAUGGAGGAGCAGCGCUGCCCCCUGCAGACUGAACCAGGCCAGGGGCCUCCCAACAAGAGCAGCCGCAGCCCCAGCCCUAACCCCAUUGCUCCUCCGGAGAUGGACAACCUGAUGGACAUGGUGGCCGACACCCAGGCACGCCGCAUGGACGACCAACGUGUCAGCAUCAACUACCUGCCUGGCUUCCAGUCUGUGGCGCCUAAGGAUGGUGUGGAGCAAGGAACUGGGAAUCGCAGCCACCAUCCCCUAUUGGUUCCUCAAGACCCCUCUGCCCUCAGCUUCCGAAGGAACAGCAGCCCCCACCCCCAAACCACUGGCCCCUGAGGGCUAGGCCCCGCUUCCAUGCUCUUAUCAGUCCCACAUCACCAAAUAAAAGGCUUUCACAUAAACUGA